CGCCUCUGUGCCGCGCUUCCGGCAGCGCUGCAUUGCUCCGGGCGCUGCAGCGUACGCAGUUUCCAUGGGGACUGAACAUGGCGCCGCGAGAUAAAAGAUUGUCCUCAACCCCUCUGGAAAUCCUGUUCUUUCUGAAUGGGUGGUACUAUGCUACCUAUUUCCUGCUGGAGCUCCUUAUUUUCCUGUACAAAGGUCUCCUGCUGCCAUACCCAACAGCCAACCUAGUCCUAGAUGUGGUGAUGCUGCUCCUUUAUCUUGGCAUUGAAGUAAUACGAUUGUUUUUUGGUACAAAGGGAAACCUCUGCCAGCGAAAGAUGCCCCUGGGCAUCAGUGUGGCCCUGACCUUCCCUUCUGCCAUGAUGGCUUCCUAUUACCUGCUGCUGCAGACCUACGUGCUCCGCCUAGAAGCUAUUAUGAACAGUAUCUUGCUCGUCUUUUGUGGCUCAGAGCUGCUGCUUGAGAUGCUCACACUGGCCACUUUCUCCAGUAUGGACAGGAUCUGAAGUACAAGAAUUCCAGUUGGUAGCCCAUCAGGUCACAACCCAUAUCCGUCUGGUACUUCAGCCACACUUGUGAAAAGUGGUAGGUCGAGCUGACCUGGGAAAGGUUUGUGUGGUUUUUCCUCAGCACAGACAUUUGGGCAUUGAGCACCUACCUGAGGCCAGUGGCACCAUCUUUAAAGCGGGAUGGAUCAUCAGCAGGAGACUCUUUCCUUUUGUUGAAGGGGCAAGGCUGUCCCCAUCUUGGUGUUUCUAACAGCUUCCUAAUGACUUCAAGUUCUCUUUUGUGUCAUUAUGGCCAGAGAGAGCUCCUUGUGUGGCCUGUCUAGUUUUGUCUGGCUUCCAGCAGAACCUGAGCCACAGUACCCUGUACGUAACGCAUCUGCCCUACAUGACCAUGCAAGAAAGCCUCAUAAUGGUGGGCUCUUAAGCGGAUCCCAAUGUGUGUUCCCCUUACCCUCCUCCUCAUCCUGCUCAAGGAGAUGGUGAGCUAGAACCCACUUAGUAGUUCACAGUAGUAUUUUUCUAAUUCUGAUCAUGAAGCAAACACAAAUUUUUUUAAUAAAAAGUAUUUUCUGGUAUGUCUUUUCCCUAAGAUGCCUCUUUUUUUUUUUUUUUCCUGACUUAAAAGUGUUAUUCAUAUUAUGUUUUAUUAGGUUAAGGUUUUGUCUACAGAGCUGUUUGUGGCCAUGGGACCGAGGAGGGCCUUACAGCCUCUGGAUUACUAGUUACAGGUGGUUAAAAACUCUCCUGUGUGCUGGGAAGGUAACCAGAGUUCUCUGAGAACAGUAAUUGCUUUUGCAGCUGAGUUCCCACAAACUGAAUCUUUACAAAUAAAGUCUUCAUUUUCUUUUCCUUCUC
Molecule: messenger RNA, 1361 nt
Organism: Rattus rattus (black rat)
Lineage: Eukaryota; Metazoa; Chordata; Mammalia; Rodentia; Muridae
Gene: Tmem216
Product: transmembrane protein 216
Exons: 5
Coding region: 78-503 (141 amino acids)
Biological process (GO): non-motile cilium assembly
Cellular component (GO): ciliary transition zone
Source: RefSeq, a predicted model, not a curated record